Oreochromis aureus is the source of this 5060-nucleotide messenger RNA. RefSeq names its product zinc finger protein 708-like. The coding region runs from base 289 to 2028 and encodes 579 amino acids. Lineage: Eukaryota; Metazoa; Chordata; Actinopteri; Cichliformes; Cichlidae. Gene Ontology annotation, molecular function: DNA-binding transcription repressor activity, RNA polymerase II-specific. The transcript is spliced from 4 exons. The record is from RefSeq and is a predicted model, not a curated record. Gene Ontology annotation, biological process: negative regulation of transcription by RNA polymerase II.
AGCUCGUUUGACUUAUGUAUUGAACCUUCGGACAUGAAGAGGCUGCCGUACUGACUGAAUUUUUCGCAGUACUGGAAUCAGCUGUAACCGGAUGUGAGUGUCUGUGUGACUUCCUGUUAGGCUGAAGGAUGCUGGAAAGUGUCCGAGUUUCCUGCAGCUGUGUGUCCGCCAUAGACUGAAGGCCCGUCAGACACACACGCAGUCUGUCCGCUUGUCUCCGCCGCUUUGAGACGCACUUCAUCCCGGAGGGUCUGAUCUGAACACCGGGGAAAGUGCUGGAGCUUCAUCAUGGAGCUGGUCUCGGUUUAUCGCCUGGGGUCUUCUAAAGGAAAGGACGAGUCUGGCAGAGGAGGAGAAGAAGAAGAAGAAGAGGAGUCUGACAGAGGAGGAGUGGAGGAAGAGGAGGACUGUGACAGUGGAGGGGACGAGCACUGUGAGCCACUGUGUGUGGAUCCAUCAGAGCAGGAGGAAAAAGACGAAGAUGUAUCAAAACCUGACUCCUGUCAGGAAGCUGACAAGUCUUUCGCAGCAACGGGAAGUGGAGAUAAAUCUCACAGAUGUGAUGUGUGUGGAAAGACUUUUGCUCGGAUCGGGCAUUUUAAAACACAUCAGCUGAUCCACACAGGAGUUAAGCAGUUCAUAUGUGAGCAGUGUGGAAAGUCUUUCACUCGGAUGGGUCAGUUAAAAGCACAUCAGGUGAUCCACACGGGAAUUAAACUGUUCAGCUGCGACCUGUGCGACAAGUCUUUUUAUCGAAUGGACAACUUAAAAGCUCAUCAACUCCUCCACAGUGGGCUGAAACCAUACAAGUGUGAUGAGUGUGGGAAGAAUUUUCCCACCACAAAACAUCUCAGGACCCACAAAUACAUCCACACGGAAGUUAGGCCUUUCAGCUGUGAUCAGUGUGGAAAGGCUUUUAAAUUCAUGGGGGAGCUAAAAAGACACAAUCUCAUCCACACGGGGGUUAAAGCAUUCAGCUGUGAUCAGUGUGGGAAGGCCUUUACCCGGAUGGGCGAGUUAAAAGCUCAUAAACUGAUCCACACUGGAGUCAAACUCUUCAGAUGUGACCUGUGUGGAAAGUCUUUUAUCCGGCUGGAUCACUUAAAAACUCAUCAGCUGAUCCACACUGGAGUUAAGCUGUUCAGCUGUGACUUGUGUGGGAAGUCUUUUACUCGAAUGGACAACUUAAAGACACAUCAGCUCACUCACAGCGGACUUAAACCCUACAGGUGUGAUCAGUGUGGGAAAGAUUUCACUUGUAAGGGGAACCUGGUUACCCAUCAGCGCACCCACUCUGGCAGUAAACCAUAUAACUGUGACUUCUGUGGAAAAGCUUUCAGCCUGCAAAAGACUCUAAGAACACACCAACGCAUGCACACCGGGGAGGACGUGUACUGCUGUGAGCAGUGUGGGAAACCCUUCGUGCAGUACUCCCACUUAAAAGCCCAUGAAAUUACCCAUACUGGAGAUAGACCACACCGCUGUGAUGAGUGUGGGAAAGCCUACAGACGCAUUAGCGAUCUGAGAGUCCACCAGAGAAACCACACCGGGGAGAGACCAUACAAGUGUGACCAGUGUGAAAAGACGUUUAAAUCUUCGGAUGUCCUGAAACGACACCAACAGAUCCACACCAGGGAGAGGCCGUUCAAGUGCAGUCAGUGUGAGAACGGUGAAGGUGGACCCAGCGCUGAGCCCUGUCAGCACUACACCAUCGUUAAGCCGUACCAGUGUGACCAGUGUGGAAAAUCCUUCAGCAGUCAAAGAACCCUACAAAGACACCAGCGUAUGCACACUGGACACAAACUGAACUACUGCAAAGAAUGUGGCAGAGGCUUUCCCACACCGAGUGCAUUAAAACGCCACGAAGUCCUCCACAGGACUAAAAAGCACGUCUGUGACCAGUGUGGGAUGUCAUUCACAUCUGCCAAAGGCCUGCGACAACAUAAACUAGCCCACGUUGAGGAAAGCAUUCAUAUCCAGACGCUGGGAGAUAAGCUUCUCGUGUUCACGUCAUCGUACACAUCGUGAACGCAGCUGCGCUGAAGACACCCGUGAUCACAGCGUGGGAAGAGUUUCAUAAUCACUAAUGCACUGUGUCACCGCGUGCAGCAAUAUUCACUUCAUUAUCUUCUCUAUGCAAACAUCAGCGUGAUCAUGCAGAGCAGAAGAUCAUUUCCAAUUAUCUGUGAUAACACAGGACGACACACAGUGCAGCUGAAACAACAGGAAGACCCUACAGAUACAUACAUAUAUUCUCCCUGAUAUUUUGUAGCCUGUGUACGAUAUUUGAUAUUUAAUCAGCUUUGAUAUAAAAGUGGAAUUAUUAUAAUUUUUAUUUUCUGUCUUAUGUAUAUUCCAGUGGCAGAUACUACAUGUACACAUACUCCCUGUGACUCAGACUUUAAACACUUUAAACACACACAAAAGUUGAGUCUGUUCAUCUGGAUGUGGUGUUUUCACUGGGAGAAAGUUUUCGUCACUCAUCCAAGUGACUUUUUCAGUAUGAAAACACUACGUCCAGAUCAACAGAAUCAACUUCAUGGGAUUUUCUUACCUGGAUGAUUGAGCAUGCCUCAGGACACAUCUCAAACAGCCAAUCAUAAGAAAGCUGACUGAAAGGGGGAGGCGUUAAAACAGAGCAGACUCUACAGAACACUACAGAAGUAAUAUGUGUGAAUAUAAAUCUAUAAUAGAUCAUUAUGAUGCCAAAGAGGCCCAAACAGCCAGACCAGGAAACAAUCAUGACGUCAUGCUGACACGUUUUUAAAAUCAGAAAGCAGCAAUAAUGAUAAUAAUAAACAGCAAUAAUAAAGCUGGUGACUCGUCACUUUUGUCAGUUCAGAUCAAAAAUAAAUUCUGCAAAUGAUGGCUGGAGUGUUUCUCCGGGUGAAGCUGAAAGUCCUGAUCCAGCAGCUUCAGGGCUGAUGAUGGUUUAUGAUGAGUUUUCUGUGAGGAAGAUUAUUGAACUUACUUUCAAGUUUCACUGCAAGGAAACUUUAGAAAUCCUACAGAUUAUGUGCAUUUUAUUGGUUUUGCUGCACAUCUUUGAACCAAUAAGCUUGUUUUUUUACUACAGACGUGUCUGUUGGGUGUGUACAUUUUAUGUCACCGUCACUUGUGAUUGCUGCUAAAUGUUUCUGUCGUAUUCGAGUGUUGGUUGAGUCGAUGCGAUGCGCUUCACUUUGAACGUUGGUUUCUCAUGUUUUUGUAAGUUUAGAUGAUGUAGCAGGACGGCGGAAGGUGUAAAAGCGUUGUUGCACUGUUAUAAAUUAAUAUAAUAAGCUCCCAUUUGUGGUGUUUAAAUCCUGAUGAUAAACUUUUUGGCUUUUGAGCUGGAGACUUGGAGGGCUGAGGGUUCUUUUAAAUAUGAAGGAAGUAUACAAAUAAAUGUCAUUUCAUUACAUAAGGCAGUAACCUUUCCCAGCCUCCAUCUAAAACGAGGAACGCUUGGUUCAGACGACAUCAUUAUAACCGAUGAGGACGACUCACACGCGAGUUUCACAAAGAAUAAAAAUUUGUGCUGCACCUGAGAGGCUUCACAGCUUUCCAGCAGAUGGACUAGUUUGUUGGAGUUUAUUUUUGCACAGGGAUUUCACUUCAGUGAGGCCUACCUGUGCAACAUCCACCUGCUCUGCUGUGCACAGCCGGAAACACUGUGAAAGUCGACCUUGAAACGGAGCAGGCGGGAAGCGUCCUUCAGACACUUCAAUGAAGCUUCACUCCUCAUCUUAAUUAUGAAGACACAGCUUCAGCAUCUUUAGUUUAAAAAAGUCACUUUAAAGAAAAAAUAUAAUUGAUGUUGGAGUGUGUUUAAAAUAUUUACUUCCCUCUACAUUUCUGAAACACGCCUACUUUGCCUUGUUCUGUAACUUUGAUGGGAAAGGUGCAACCUAAAGUUAUUAUGUUAGGGUCCAUCUUGGACUCUUGAGGGUUCACGCGUUGACGCCGUGCAGCCCCAUGCACGGGGCGAUCCGCGGUAUCUUGUUAACGGCGAUUUGCCGCGUUACUGCAGUUAUGGCGUUAACGUCAUUUUAACGAGAUUAAUGCUGACAGCACUACUCCACAUACAAAUUCUCUCCACAAUCAGUGGACAAAGGGCUGAGCAAGCACCGACUGAAAGUGAGUGUGAUUAUUUGUAACUGAAGGUUGUUAGUCACUGCUAUCAUUUUCAUUUAUUGGCCCAUCACCAGUUGAAGUCACUCAGUGUCACAGCUUUGCUGCAGCUGCUCUCUGUGUUGAUGCCCAUUAAGCCUCUAAAACUCUUUAAACCGGUGACACAGCUGCCAUCGUCUGAGUCCGGCAUAAAUCAGUGGAAACACCUUCUAAACCACUAAAGCUGCUGAGGGGUUCAUGCAUGAUUAAGAAGCAGAUCCAGACCUCGCACUUAGAAGUAUUUACUAUAUGUUAUAGCAGUAUUUAUCAGAGGGUCUUUUAUUUCUGCAGCUGCUUUCUGAUCAAAUCCAGCCACAGUAUCUCUGUAGAACAUCUGUAAGAGCCACAUUGGGCAUUACAGCACCGACUAAGACCAAAGGGAGGGUUCGGCUGUAAUGGUGUAGCUAUCAUAAGAAGUGUGAAUAUUAGAGUCUUUCCGGACUUUUGACCAAGAGACCACUUCAUAUAUCUGAAGUGAUUUUAAGGGUUUUUUCUAGACUCAAACGCGUCCGGGUUUGUCAUGUACCGCUGAUAUUCCAAGGUCGGGCUCAGCCCUGCGUCGUCUUCUUGUGUUGGUUGGUGUUCUCGUCUGCUGGACAAUCUGCAAUGCUGACAAAGGAGCACAAACCUGAAGGAAACUCUCAGUGAGGCUGAGAUCAGCUUUCAACUGAUUUCUGUUGAAAGCUGAUGUUGGACAGACUGAUUUAGACUGAAGUACUUUCAUCAUUCUUGUCCAACUGAAGAAAAAUAUAUAAUAACAAUGUGUGAUUAUUUAGCGUUUAAAGUAUUUUCUCUGUCAAAGGAUGUAAAUCCUGCUUGAAUUUUGGAGUGAUGCCUUUUUUUUCUGUUAGACACAAAAAGUGUUUUUUUCUGCACUCAAGUAAAUGCAUAUCAAUAAAAGACAGAAC